UGUAGUUUUAGAUGUGUUGAGCAUAACUGGGAGAUGCUGAACCCAAACGUCUCAUGUUCUGCGUUCUCUCUUUCAGCUCCUAAGGAGUCCCAGCAUGUUACUUCAAAACCAAAAACAUCACCAAGCCCAGAAGUGUCAUACACUACACCUGCCUUAGAAGAUAAUACAUUUGGAGUUGAGCAAGCCGAGACGACAAUAGUUCCAAGAGAGGUGCUCCUUCCCCAUAAACCAGAUCCUGAGGUCUCUCAGAGUGAACCUGCUCCUUUAGAGACACGGGGCAUCCCUUUUAUACCCAUGAUUUCACCUAGUCCCAGUCAAGAGGAGCUACAGACCACUCAGGAAUCAGACCACGCCACCCAAGAACACUUCACAACUAAGAUUCCACGAACAACUGAAUUGGCAAAGACAACUCAGGCACCACACAGAUUGUACACGACUCCUGUGAGGCCCAGGCCAACUGACAGAUCACAGAUCAAACCUGUUACGAAUAGGACAACUGUAAAACUUAGACCCAAACCCAGUGGAAUGCCCAAAGGGAAUGGAGUGAAAACAGGGGUCCAGCAGCCCGUCCCUGGAGACACUGGUGCUAGUAGAAAUGUGUCAGUGGACUCAGCCCUCUCCACCAAAAGACCAGCCAUAAUCCCGGGCACUCGCCACCGACCCUUGCCACCUAGACCUACACCACUGCAAAGAAAACCUUUACCACGAAAUAAUGUCACUGGAAAGCCAGGAACCAUAGGAAUCAUUUCACCAGGCCAAGUAACAUCCCCACCCUUGAGGGCAACACCUGGGCCUACUGGAGCCGCCUCAGAGAAAACAGAGACAGAGAAAAAGCAACCCACAGUUUCCGCCUCUGGAGAAGAAUUUGGUAACAUAACUGACUUUAGUUCAAGCCCCACCAGAGAAACUGAUCCUCUUGGGAAGCCCAGAUUCACAGGUCCUCAUGUACGAUACAUCCAAAAGCCUGACAACCGACCCUGCUCCAUCACCGACUCUGUCAAGCGGUUCCCCAAAGAGGAGGCUAUGGAGGGGAAUGCCACCAGCCCACCACAGAACCCACCCACCAAUCUCACUGUGGUCACUGUGGAAGGGUGCCCCUCAUUUGUCAUCUUAGACUGGGACAAGCCACUGAACGACACUGUCACUGAAUAUGAAGUUAUAUCCAGAGAAAAUGGGACAUUCAGUGGGAAGAACAAGUCCAUUCAAACUACAAAUCAAACCUUCUCCACAGUAGAAAAUCUAAAACCAGACACAAGCUAUGAAUUCCAGGUGAAACCCAAAAACCCACUUGGUGAAGGGCCAGCCAGCAGCACUGUGACAUUCAGUACGGAAUCAGCGGACCCUAGGGUGAGCGAGCUAGUUUCUGCAGGAAGAGAUGCCAUCUGGACUGAAAGACCCUUUAAUUCAGACUCUUACUCAGAAUGUAAGGGCAAGCAGUAUGUCAAAAGGACGUGGUAUAAAAAGUUUGUAGGAGUGCAGCUAUGCAACUCUCUCAGGUACAAGAUUUACCUGAGCGACUCCCUUGCAGGAAAAUUCUAUAACAUAGGUGAUCAGAGGGGUCACGGAGAAGAUCACUGCCAGUUUGUAGAUUCAUUUUUAGAUGGACGCACAGGACAGCAACUCACUUCUGAUCAGUUACCCAUCAAAGAAGGCUAUUACAGAGCAGUUCGCCAGGAACCUGUCCAGUUUGGAGAAAUAGGUGGUCACACCCAAAUCAAUUAUGUCCAGUGGUAUGAAUGUGGGACAACAAUACCUGGGAAAUGGUAAAUCCUGCCACCAUGCUGAAAAGUGCCUUUUAUUUCCUCAUGGCAAAAACAAGACAAAAAAGCAAACACUAUGGUAUAUUUGUCACAUUCAUUUAAAGCUGUUUUGUUUACUAUGUAUAAAAGUUUAAAGUUUAAUUGCCAUAGUAGAUGUUUAUUAGAAAAAACUGCUGAGAAUAUUUAUCAGGUUUUACAAAGUCAUUUUAUGAAAGCAAGAUAUUAACAUUAACAAAGUAACAUUUUUGGGGAAGCUGGCUCCCUAUUCAUGGUAUUUUAAGAGAUCAUUUGUAUAUUAUUUAUCACACUGUUGUAAUGAUGUUUUGAGAUACUUUUAUGACAAAAUUGACAUCAAAAAAACUUUUAAUAUACUUUUUGAAAGAAUUACUUUUAUUAAUGUAUACGCUUUCUACUGGUUAAGUUGCUUCCAUAAAACUCUACUUAGUUUAACUUAUUGGAUCAAAUUAUCUUCAGCAUAUAUACCUGGGGAAAAAAGUCCUCUAAUAUUUAGUUAAACUUCAAUUUUUUACUAACAAACAGCUGAGUAGCUUUUUCUGAAGAGCUUAAGUAACACACUAGCAUGCAUGUCUUUAAAUGUUAACAAAUUAUUGAAAAGAUUUUGUUUGCAUCAGUAAAUUUCAUUUCAGCCAAAAAUGGAAUACAGAAUCUGUUUCAAAAGAUACAUUUUGUACUUUCUCUACCGGAUAGAUGUUGUUGUAAUGUCUGAGUGUACUUUUUUGUCAAAUACCUUUAAGCAGGUAUCUUCCUCAUGUUUUUAAUCUGAUCAAGUUGUGUGCAAAUGGACUGUGAAGUCUGAGUACAGAAACAGUGCAUCAUGGGCUCCCCGCUAGUCAGUCUGUAUUUAUACGUAAGACCUCUAUGCAUGAAUGCCGAAGAUGUUUUCAUAAUUGUUUUAACAUAAGCUUGUAAUAAAAAUUAACUCGUUUUUGUUAAACUGUA
This is a messenger RNA of Loxodonta africana (African savanna elephant), 2720 nucleotides long. RefSeq names its product ABI family member 3 binding protein (gene ABI3BP). NCBI's taxonomy places the organism in Eukaryota, Metazoa, Chordata, Mammalia, Proboscidea, Elephantidae. The transcript has 18 exons. Bases 34 to 1767 code for a protein of 577 amino acids. Gene Ontology annotation, molecular function: protein binding. Gene Ontology annotation, biological process: extracellular matrix organization; positive regulation of cell-substrate adhesion. The record is from RefSeq and is a predicted model, not a curated record.